Molecule: messenger RNA, 3521 nt
Organism: Stegostoma tigrinum
Lineage: Eukaryota; Metazoa; Chordata; Chondrichthyes; Orectolobiformes; Stegostomatidae
Product: hyaluronidase-1-like
Exons: 4
Coding region: 496-1833 (445 amino acids)
Biological process (GO): hyaluronan catabolic process; carbohydrate metabolic process
Molecular function (GO): hyalurononglucosaminidase activity
Source: RefSeq, a predicted model, not a curated record
ACCAUGUGUCCAUCAAAUGGGCCGGCCACCAGAUAGCGCUUCUUAGGUCCCUGAGAAACAGAUGCAAACUGCAGGAGGGAUUGUGCAAAUUUGACGGUGAACAUCAGCCGUACAGGAGUUCGGUUGUGGCGGGCAAACGGCAGGAAUAUUCCAACAAAACAAAAAGAAACCGAAACUCGUUCAUCUGUGAAACGUCAACUCACAGAGCAUGUAACUUUCACAAGCGUGUGUUUUGCAAGAGGCUGACGCCUAAUUAAUAAUAAUUUUAAAAAAGGCUUGGUGUAACGUUAUUUUAUGGUACUUAAUGAUAGUUGCAGAAGAAACGGGGUGGAGGGAGUCACUUUUUAAAAAAACACUGGGUUGCGGAUUUAACAUCCGAAUGGUAUGUCUUGGAGCUAGAUUGAAUGGUAAUUGUCAUUGGGGUUCUUUCAAAGUGCAGCAUGAAAUUUUAAGUAUAAGCAGAAGGUGAGAAGAUUGAUUCCAUUGAAGAAUUAGAUGUUUAUAAGUGUAUCGGCCAUGAUCCUGAAUAAAGCAGUAAUCCUUCUUCUACAUACAUGCAUUUUGACCCUGGGACGACCACUGAAACAAGCAAGAUCUCCAAUUAUACCCAACAAGCCAUUUAUAACUGUGUGGAAUGCCCCUACUGCAGCCUGCCAAUCCUUGUUUGGUGUUGAUCUCAAUCUGGAAAUGUUUGACAUAAUUGCAAAUCAAAAUGACUCCUUAAUUGGACAAAACAUUGCCAUCUUUUAUGAAAAUAAGCUGGGCUCUUACCCCUAUUACACAGCGAGUGGAAUUUCUAUAAAUGGGGGUGUCCCACAGAAUGCUAGUUUGAAAGAGCAUCUUGCAAAGGCCCAAGUGGAUGUGAAAAAGCUAGUACCUCUGAAAGACUUUAGCGGAUUGUCGGUCAUUGACUGGGAGGCUUGGAGGCCCUCCUGGAUGAGGGACUGGGAUCAGAAAGAUAUUUACCGUAAAAAAUCAGAAGAGCUGGUGCGAACAAAACAUCCGGAUUGGCCUGAGAGUCGGGUGCUCGAGCAAGCACAAACUGAAUAUGAACAAGCUGCCUGUGAUUUUAUGGAAUUGACAUUGAAUUUGGCAAAAGGCCUUAGGCCUGGGGGCUUGUGGGGCUAUUAUGGCUUUCCCUGUUGCUAUAACAGUGUCAUUUCCAAAAAUUACACUGGAGAAUGUCCAGCUAUUGAGCUGGAGAGGAAUAAUCAUCUGAUGUGGCUGUGGAGAGAAAGCAUGGCCUUGUAUCCAAGCAUCUACCUGGAUCUUAAACUUCAAUCAACAGAGAAUGCACACAAGUUUGUUCAUUAUCGGAUCAAAGAGGGAGUCCGCCUUGCUCAACUGAGAGCAAAUCACAGCUUGCCUGUCUUUCCAUAUGCUCGGAUUGUGUACACCAACACCACACACUUCCUGACUGAGAUUGACUUGGUCCACACGAUUGGAGAGAGUGUAGCAAUGGGAGCUGCAGGGAUCGUCCUUUGGGGAAACUCUGAUUAUGCCAAAUCUCAGGAAUCCUGCCUUGCUCUGAAAGCAUAUAUCAGUGAAACACUGGGUAACUAUAUUGUUAACGUAACAAAUGCUGCAUUUAUCUGCAGUCAGUUGUUGUGUACAGGGCAUGGCAGAUGUGCACGAGUGAACAAUGAUAGCCACUCGUAUUUGCAUCUAAACCCAGACGUCUUUAGAAUAAGAGUGAACCCUUCAGACAAAGGGCCAGCAUUCCUCUGGCAGGGACAGAUAGCUGAGAAAGACAUGAGAGAAAUGACGGCCACAUUUCAUUGCCACUGCUACAACGGAUGGACAGGGGAACACUGUGAGAUCACAGAUGAAUAGACCAGCGACGCUGUGUAGCCUUUUAACGAGUGCUUAAAGUGAGCAAACACCAACCUGUGGCAAUGGCUCACUUUCAUCUUCGUUGGUGGAUUUACCACGGUUGAAAUGAAUACAAAAAAUAUUGUAAAUACUCAGCAGGCCUGGCCAAAAAAAAUCCAAGCAAUUGCGGAUGCUGGAAAGCAAACAAAAUCGGACGUUGCUGGAAAAUUUCAGCAGGUCAGGCAGCAUCUGUGGAGAGGCAAAAAAAGGAGUUAACAUUCCAGUGAGCUUUCUUCAGAACAGUCUGGCAGUGUGGGUGAGGGGAAAAAAUCAGAGUUCAUGUUUCAGAUGUUUUAGCUUUCAUUUUCUGUCUAUUAGAUGCUGCUUGAUCUGAAGUGUAUUACCAGCAUUUUAUGUUCAGCUUUAGAUUUCCAGUAUUUGUAGUGUUUGUUUUUGUGUCAUACAUGCAUGUGAACAAGCAAUUUAGGAGCAGAUGUAGGACACACAGACCCCUCGAGCCUACUCCGCCAUUUGGUAAAAUCACACAUGAUGUGAUUAUCCCACAUUCCCACCAAUCCCAAAGACUGGGUUCAUUUGGGAUUUGCAUCUGGAACCACCUACACCCAAAGUGAGAACACACCAAUAGACCAAUAAAUUUGCUUUUAUCUGGUAUCAUCAGCACGUAUUCAAUAAAAUAUUUUCUACCACAAAUGCAUUUUUUUCUUGUGUAUCAAGCUGCUGGUAUUGUCUACCAGUCUGGUAAAUGAAAUGUAAAAUAUUUUUAAUUGUUUUUGUUUAAGCACAAUGGUUUCAGUUUCUCCAAGGGCUACUCAUUCAAUAAUGGAUUUGUACUGUGAUCAUUUGAGCUCCUCCAACUGUCUGCCAGAACACAUUCUACUCCAACAAAGUUAGAUUUUUCUUCAAUCAGUGUUAAUAAUGGGGUUAACCUGUUUUAAAUUAAUGGCUGAGCAUUAAAUUAGCAUUCACCACCCUCUCUCUCACCAUUGAUGUUUUGCACUACCCUGAAUUAUUCAGUUGAAAGCCAAUGUGAUUUAUUAGUGGUUAAUAGAUGAAAAAACGCAGGUGAUUUGGUGAUGGGAAUAAAAAUUCUUCAGUUGUGUGUAAGAGCACUUCUGGAUUUCGAGAAAAGUUAGUGUUAAUGGGAUCUUGUGGCACAGUGUAUUGUCCCUACUUUUAGACCAGGAAGCUUGGAGCUGGACCUCCACACUGUAUGGAUUCAAGUCCUACCUGCUUUAGACAUAUAACAUCUCUGAACAGGUUAAUUUUUUAAAAAACCUUGAUUGUAUUAUCCUGCUAACAUUUGUCAUGCACACUUUUUCAUUCCUCUGUAUUAAUCCCUAUUUUUUUUUGUCAUCCAGGGAGAUCUGCAUUUGUAUAGAGCUAUUGUAUCCGUGCUGCCUGAAUAAACUAGCUACCAGUUUUUUUCCACUUUACAGCGUCUGCCCCUUGUAAGCUGUUACAUUUUACAGUGCAUCAGCUGCAGAUCCUGCUUCCUUUAGCUCAGCCAGAAUACAGUCAAGUCCUUCAGACCUUUUCACAUUACUAAUUGCUGAAAUGAUGAAUUUAUCACAUUUGCAGCCAUCUUAUGUCGUAACACAUUCAGGAAAUAUUCUGAAAAGCGAUGCAAAUCCACUGUUUUAGCACAGACUUUAGAAAUACUUCAGUAACUAACUGACUCAUAUACUAAA